Molecule: messenger RNA, 1011 nt
Organism: Sphaeramia orbicularis (orbiculate cardinalfish)
Lineage: Eukaryota; Metazoa; Chordata; Actinopteri; Kurtiformes; Apogonidae
Product: H-2 class II histocompatibility antigen, E-S beta chain-like
Exons: 6
Coding region: 113-859 (248 amino acids)
Biological process (GO): immune response; antigen processing and presentation
Cellular component (GO): membrane; MHC class II protein complex
Source: RefSeq, a predicted model, not a curated record
AGCGCACAGACGGACUGAAGCACUUCGAACACAAACAACAACCAGAACAGAAGAAGAAGAAGAAGAAGAAGAAGAACAGAAAAGGAAGAAAAAGAACAAGAACAUCCAGAACAUGUUUUCAUUCCCAGUCUUCCUUGUCGUCAUCAGUCUGUUCACAGCAACAGAUGGAUAUGCCUUUUAUAUGACACAACGCUGUGGCUUUAACUCCUCUGAACUGAAGGACAUCGAGUACACAGUCUCUUAUUUCUACAAUAAACUGGAGUAUCUGAAGUUCAGCAGCAGUUUGGAUAAAUAUGUGGGAUACACUGAACUGGGAGUGAAGAACGCAAAACGAUUCAAUGAAGAUCCUUCAAUAAUGGCCCAGACAAGAAGUAUGAAGGAGAGCGUCUGCAAACCCAACAUAGAUGUCUGGCAGAAGAUUGUUCUGACUAAAUCAGUUCCUCCCACAGUGCGUCUCUACUCCACCACACCUCCCUCUGGUGGACACCCGUCCAUGCUGGUCUGCAGCGUCUACGACUUCUACCCCAAAAGGAUCAAAGUGACCUGGAGACGAGACGGACAGGAGGUCACCUCUGAUGUCACAUCCACUGAUGAGCUGGAAGAUGGAGACUGGUUCUACCAGGUCCACUCCCACCUGGAGUACACACCCAGGUCUGGAGAGAAAAUCUCGUGUGUGGUCGAACACAUCAGUCUGAAAGAAGCACUGAUCACAGACUGGGAUCCGUCGAUGCCUGAAUCUCAGAAGAAUAAAAUCGCCAUCGGAGCCUCAGGUCUGAUCCUGGGUCUGGUUUUAUCUCUGGCUGGAUUCAUCUACUACAAGAGGAAGGCCCAAGGUCGUAUUCUGGUCCCUACCAGCUGAUUCCAGUUCUGGUCCGAGUCCUGGUCCCAGUCCUGGUCCCAGUCCUGGUCCCAGUCCUGUCCUGGUCCCAGUCGCAGUCCUUGUCUUGGUCCCAGUCCUGGUCCUGGUCUUGGUCCUGGUCCAGUCCUGUAUAUUCAGUUCCAUCCUGCUGU